AUGACGGAUGUUUUAAGGCCACACAGUGGUGAUUUCCUUGAUGGCUUGGAUCUAAAUGACCCCAAUUACAUAAGAGAUCUUUUAAGGCCGGCAGCCAUCAAGGAAGAUGUAAAGCUAAUGGAGCAAAGGCGUCGUGUUUCACUCAUUCUGCACUCUGCAGAUUUUCGGAAAGAGUUGGAAAAGAUUGUUGCAUCGCAAAUGCGUGAUGGUGUUCUUAGUCCUAAUGUUUUGGCUCUUAAAUACCUUGUUGACGUUCUUACUCCCCAUGCAAAGCUUGGUUCUUCUGCAUUUUCAAAGGGUGCAACAGUGCCAGUUAUUCCAAUCAAUGAUUUACAUUCUCAAAAAGUCACUUAUUCGAAACCAGAGAAAGUUAUCCGUUGCAAAGUUGCAUCAACGUAUCGAUUAGUUGAUAUUUUCGGUUGGUCUUCGGGAUCAAAGAGCCAUAUUUCUGCCAAGGUGUUUAAAGACGGUGAUUCGUAUCUAUUUAACCCUCAAGGACUUCUAUUCAACGAAAUCACAGCUUUGUCUCUUCUAAAAGUGGAUAUAAGGGGAAGUAUUAUUGAUGGUGGAUCAAAUGGUUUGGGUAUUGAUAAACAAGGAUGGAGGUUGCAUGCUGCCGUUCACGAAGCUCUGCCAGCGAUCAGAUGUGUUAUUCAAUUGAAUACUCCACCUACAAUCGCAAUCUCAUGCAUGAAAUCCGGCCUUCCACCAAUCAGCCAAGAAGCAAUGAUGUUGGGCACCGCUGCCACGUACGAUCCUUCUAGUAUCGAUCCACUUUUGCAGGGUGAGGAACGCAACGCGGCGGAAACUGCUGCAAUUGCUGCAUGCCUGAAAAACGCCGCUGACGGAGACCCACGCAUUCUGAUUAUUCGGAAGUAUGGAAUCUUGGCAAUGGGAAAAUCUGUUGAGGAAGCCUGGAUGGCUGCUUAUCUCGUUGUCUCCGCUUGUGAGGCUCAGCUUCGACUGGCCUGUGUAGGCAGUGACGAUUUAGUUAUGCCUACAGCAGGUGUAAUCGAUGAUAAUCAUCAAGCCAUGAUGAACGCAACUACAGGGGGUCAAGGAUCCGCAACCGAUCGCAAUUGGCGUCCGGGAGAACUCGAAUUUGAAGCGAUGAUGCGUCGUCUGGACGCCGCCGGUUAUCGUACAGGUCACCUCUACCGUGUGGGUCAAGUCCAUCCCAGUGUUUCCUCUCGUUCCCAUUGCAUUCCGGAAGACAGCCUAGACGGUUCUCGAGUUACUCAUGCUAGACGAGCAGCUAGUCUAGGUCGCAGUUUCAGGGGUGAUGUUGAAAUCCCACCAGCUGCAAGCUCAUUUGCUGCCAAUUACUACAAAGACGAUGCCACUAGGAUCAAAGAAGCAGCCACAUAUAGGGCUAAGACCCUUUCACUGCAACGCAGUCACUUUUCUAACACACCCAACGCCUAUAAGAAGGAGGAAAUCGAGGAAGUGGGUACUGCGAAUCCCAAGAAAAUUACUCAUUGGAUUGAAGGAGCGACAAAGACAACUGGUGGUACUCUGUUGGCUAGUGAAGAUCCGAAUCAGUUUGCACCGCAGGGCGCUGAUCCUAGAGAGUUGAAAGAAAAUUUGAAGAAGGUUCGAGACAAGUACUACAAAGAUGUUCUCACCGCCGGUCCCAAAUCGAAGAUUCUAGAAGGUCUUGGCUUGGAUGAUGACGAUGAUCAACUUGUUCCUGACACUCGUGAUGGCACAAUGUCUCCUGCUCGUGUUGUCAGUCCGCGUGGAACUCUACUACGUCUUGAUCCUGCCAACCCACCUACCCUAGAGCCUGGGCAUGUUGUCGUUGUGGGUGCUGUUAGCAAAGGUAUUAUCAAUCGCGAUCAGAGACAUAACGUUGGUCUCUUCCAAUCCGUCUUCUCUCCAAAUCCUUUCGACCAAGUAACUGACGAUGAAUUGGAGCGCUACAAACGUAACGUGGAACGCAAGGCCAAGGGACUUCCCACUGAAGAGGAGGAAGAAGAAAUGGAACGAAGAAAACGCGCUGCCACUCUGGAAGCUGCCUCCAAGACAUCUCCUCAAAGGCAAGUCGGUGACAUCGAACAUGAAGGAAUACUUUCCGAUACCAGUGUGGAUGCUGGUCAACGAAGCUUUGAUGAUUCUAAAAUCAGCCGCAAGAAGCGCCGCUUCAAGAUGCCGUCAUUCGCUCGAAAGGGCAAGGAUAAGAAGAAGGGAGGUGCCUCUAGUUCCAAAGAGAUAUCGAACCAAGGUGAUACCUCAAAGUAG
Messenger RNA from Rodentolepis nana, 2241 nucleotides. Lineage: Eukaryota; Metazoa; Platyhelminthes; Cestoda; Cyclophyllidea; Hymenolepididae. The record is from the annotation of a GenBank genome assembly.